UGGAGAUUGACCACAAACACGCCGGAGCGACUGUUUACUGGAGGUUUUUCUUCCCAGGACUCCCUGGAAGAAGAGAUCCUGUAUCUUAAUAGGGAUAACAAGAGGAGGAAUCAUGCCAAAGAAGACACAGAAGGGAGCAGGGAACACGGAUGAGGAAAACUUCCUGCAGCUUCAGCAGAGAGUUCAGGCUGAACAAGAGAUGUCCAAGAAGAAAGAGGAGACUCUCACUCUGUUUCUGAAGGACAAGCUGCAGAGGGAGGAGAGGUACACGGCCGUGAACCGGCCGAGGGUGAUGGAUGACUGGCGGACGACCCUGCGUCAGACCAAGGCCGCUGAGCUGCGCAGGGAGGCGGAGGUGAUGCGGCAGACGUCCGAGAGGGAGCAGGACGAGCUGGACGCCGUCAUCCAGAAGCUGAACCGUGAGCUGCUGGGGGCGGAGCGUCAGACGGCGCAGGUGCAGUGCAACCACCUGCAGCAUCUGGACCGCCUGCAGACUCAGCAGGAGAGGCAUGUGAGCUGGCUGCAGGAGCGCUGGGAGGGAGCCCUGGAGGAGCUGCGCUCCAGGAACCAUGCUGAGAAGAAGCGGUUUUUGGCUCUGUCCGAGCAGAGAAACCAGAAGUUCGCGGAGCAGGUUGUGGUGGCAAAGCAGCGCAGCUCCGACAUGAUGGAGGACUACCGGAGGCGGCACGAAAAGAUGAUGGCGUUUUGUGAAAGCCUUAUGCCCUUGGACGGCGAUGAGUCGGACGAGCUGGAGGAGCUGGACAACCCCGGGGUUACUUCUUUAGCAAACUCAGUGAGUCCCACAAUGCAUUAUGAUAAGUAG
Messenger RNA from Cololabis saira (Pacific saury), 823 nucleotides. It is a transcript of the gene drc2, whose product is annotated as coiled-coil domain containing 65. Gene Ontology annotation, cellular component: axonemal dynein complex; axoneme. Gene Ontology annotation, biological process: axonemal dynein complex assembly; regulation of cilium movement; cilium-dependent cell motility. The record is from RefSeq and is a predicted model, not a curated record. The transcript has 7 exons. The coding region runs from base 113 to 823 and encodes 236 amino acids. NCBI's taxonomy places the organism in Eukaryota, Metazoa, Chordata, Actinopteri, Beloniformes, Belonidae.